Molecule: messenger RNA, 3503 nt
Organism: Mesoplodon densirostris (Blainville's beaked whale)
Lineage: Eukaryota; Metazoa; Chordata; Mammalia; Artiodactyla; Ziphiidae
Gene: TEDC1
Product: tubulin epsilon and delta complex 1
Exons: 8
Coding region: 152-1414 (420 amino acids)
Source: RefSeq, a predicted model, not a curated record
GCGUGUCUCAGCCUACUCGGUGGUUGGGCGCGGGCCCAGCAGAGGCGGCAUCUGAACGGUGACUGGGCGCGGGGACGCAGCUCUCGCGGGGAUUGGACGCGGGGACGCGGCGGCGGCGGCGCGCAAUCUGAGACAGGCGGGCGGAGGCUGCAUGGGGCGGCGGCGUCGCCGGGUGGACCCGGCGGACGCGGCCCGGGCCCUGCCCGAGGCCAUCGCCGCGUUGAGUCAGACGCUGCCCGCCGGACCCAGCCCCGAGACCUUCCGCCGCGCCAAGUUCGACCGUCCGGAGGCGGCCCCCGCGCUCUGGCGGCUGCUCUUCCGCGUGCUCUCGCCGCAGCUGGCCGACGGCGCCUCGGCCUCAUUCUCUCCGGAGGCCGAGGUCCACUUUGUGAAGUUGGCGCUGCGCACCCAGGGCUACCCUAGGCGGGCCCUGGCACAGCUCCCGGACGACGGCUCCCAGGGUGGCCGCGAGCUGUUGCUGGCCCUGGCCUGGCUCCUGGCCCGCGGGCCCCUGCCCGAGCAGCUGCUGACACAGAACCGCGUGCAGCUGGGCGACGAGAUGCCCGUGUGCGAGUGCGACGCCCUGGCCAGCCCUGGCCCUCCUGCCCGCAGUGUGGAAGCAGACGGCUGUGUGGACAUCCGCCACCUGCAGUGGCUGAUGGGAAAGCUGCGGUUCCGGUGGCGAAACCUGAUGGCCAGUCAGCAGGAGCAGUGCGCCCUCCUGGGCAAGAUCCACUCAUAUACCCGUGGCUGCCACAGUGACCGCGGCCUUGGCCACCUGUCUGUCACCGAAACGGAGCUGCUCAGAGACCCGGAGGGUGGCCGGCAGCUGCUGCAGAGGCUGGAGAGGGAGAACGCACGGCUGCAGGCGGCCCUCGAGUGGCGGCGCCGGGAGCUGGUCUUCUGGCGGUGGAUGGACACGGUCCUGGGCGCCUGCCCCCCUGAGGCCUCACAGCCCACGUUUCUGCCCAGGAUCCCCACGCCAGGGGCUGGAGCAUUGGAGCCCCUGGUGCGGGAGCUGCAGGCCCUGCAGGGAGAGCUGCGAGAGGCGGUGGAGGCCCGGCGGGCGGCCUGGGAGGCCGGGGUCGGAGGCCGUGGGCCUGAGUGGAGUGCCGCGAGGACGGCCUUGCGGGAGGCCGUGGGGCAGGACCUGGCGGCUCUGCGGCAGGCGUGCGAGCGAGGCGGCGGCUGCAGCCUGGCCCAGCCCCACGGGCCCCACCGGCUGGUGAGGACUGAGGCUGGGGCGCCCGGGGGCCCAGGCCUGCGGGCCCCUGAAGUGAUUGAGGCGCUGAGGAGCCGGGAGGCCCGCCUGGAGGUGGUGCUGCGCCAGCUCCAGGGCCAGUGUCGGCAGGAGCUGGCCAGGCUGGUGGGAGCCCCGCCCGGCUCCGUCUGGAUCCUGCCACCUGGACGCUGAUGCUCCCUUCUCCCGGGGGCACCCCUCUCAGCCUGGCUGGGCCUUGGAGGGGCAGAUUCCAGGCCGGUUAGCUGCAGGGGUGACACAGGCACAGCCCCGGUGGUGCAGGCACACUGGGCCCCGGGCCCCCACUUUGGGCAGUACUCAGCCCCGCAGCCUGCAGUGCUGGGGGCAGGCCCAUUGUGGUGGCCGUGGGCAUUCAGGAUCUGGAGAAGACCCGGAGGUACAUUGUGGAGGCCUCCUUGCAGGGCUGAGGCUCCAGCUGUCCCUCUGCCACCCUUCCAGGUCUCUGUCUGGGGAGGGGGUGCUCCCCUCAGGCCCAGGGUGAGGGGUCCCUGGGCAGUGGUGGCUGAGCCUGGGCUGGUCCAGGGCUGCCCAGGUGCUGGACGGACAGGCAUGGCCUGCAGCACAGGGUGGGCGUGAGGGCCCGGGGGAUGCAGUGUUCUGGAUGUGCCCUUGGAGUGCUCUCAUCCUGGGCUCCCCUUGUACACCCCACCUGGGCCACGCCUGUGUGGGGUGUGUGUGUGUGUGUGGGGUGUGUGUGUGUGUGUGUGUGGGGUGUGUGUGUGUGUGUGUGUGGGGUGUGUGUGUGUGUGUGUGUGUGUGUGUGUGUGUGUGUGUCGGGCAGGGACACCUCAUGGGAACCUUGGGUGGGGGGGACUCUGCUCCGUUCCUGAGGGUGGUGCCCCGGGGAGGGGAGGGGGGUCCUGCCGUGGACAGAGGGGGCUUUGUUCCCGAGACUGCUCGGGGAGCUGGCCCUGACAAAGAGCCAUCUGUGUCCGGAGGAUGUGCCCCCAGCCUGCCAGAACAGGCCCCUCUCCUUCCCAGGAGGCUUGGCUUCUUGGCACCUGCCCCGUCCCCCUCCCGCCAGUGGACAAGGCCUCAGCCCGGCCUCCCUUGCCGGGCUCCCCUCUCCCCCAGGGUGCUCCACCCCGCCCUGCUGCCGGCCAGCUUAGGCCCCAGGGCCCAACCACAACGCCUUCUCAUCGGCCUUUGCUGUCCGCUUGGGGAGUGCUGGCUCACGCCCACGGGCACUGGCCCCUCUGGGCCAUUCUGGGUCUCCUUUGUCCCGGGUUGGGGCACACCCGUGGCGCCUCUGCACUGGCCUCGGGAGCACUGACCAGACCGGGGUGCGAACCGGUCCCCCUUCAGGAGUGACCCCUGACCCUCUCCUCACAGGCUGGCCCCAGAGAGCCUCUGGCCUGAGCCCCUCCCUCCAAGGCCUGGCCCCCCUCUCGUAGCCCCUCUUGUGGGCUCCCCGCUUGCUCCAGUCGGGUCUAGGGCACCUGUCCUUGGGGUGUGUCAACUGUGAGGUCAGAAAUCGAGGAGGCAGUCCGGGUGCCUUCCCGCGGCCACACCGCGCUGCCUCCUGUGCUCGGGCUCUUGUUCCGUCACCUCCACCUUCACGGUCCUUUUGGUGCCCUACCCCACUACCCACUGGCUGGCCUCCUCUCCCUUGUCCUUAUCUGCACUGGUCGACCUUGGCUUGACCUUGGCUUGGGGGGCGUGGCUGGCUGGUCAGGACUGAGGCCCCCCGGGGUCCACCUGCAGCCUGAGGGGUAUUCCCCGUGGCCUGCGGAAGUUCAGGUUUGGGUGGACAGGAGCAUCUCUCAGCGGCAUUUAGGAGACAGUCCCUGUUGGUGGGGCACAGUUGACGACCUUGGUCCAUAGGCCCCGGCACCCGUGUCCUUGCCUGUGGGUGUGGCUGGUGGCCAUGAAGUCGUGCCUCUGGAGCUCCAGGGCCCCCAACUGGGUCCUGGUUGCUGAAUGCAGCUGGGCGCCGGCCUCUCUGUCCUUCUUGGCCGAGCUGGGCUGUUCCUCCUCUCAUCCAUCAGCCAGGAUUCCCGAGGUGCCCAACGGUUGCCAGCCCCGGGGCUGGGGGCAGGGUCUGGGGGAGAGCAAACACCAUAAACCAAUAUGCAUCAGGGGGCGAUGGCCCUGGCCGUGCGGGGUCGGGGCGCGAGGUGACAGAGGGUGGUGGUCAGAGGAGGCCUGCCCAGACAGUAAAGGAGGGGGGGAGAGGGUGCCUAGUGUCCCGCUCAGGAGGGUGGUCCAGGCGAAGGAAAUGGCGUGCUUAUGCGGGGGCUGC